Cylindrotheca closterium is the source of this 2262-nucleotide messenger RNA. The record is from the annotation of a GenBank genome assembly. Lineage: Eukaryota; Bacillariophyta; Bacillariophyceae; Bacillariales; Bacillariaceae.
AUGAUCACAUACAACCGUUCAGCGUUUGGGCUGAAUUUGAUUUUUCGAGUCCAUGGAAGUGCAGUGUACAGGAGUAUUUUGCCAAGUUUGUUUAGCGUGGGUCUCUACUUUUUGGUGCACUUUCGAUCCCAAGCUGGAUUGUCGUAUCAAGAGCAACAGGAUUUGGGUCAUCCAUACGCCAUUGGUGUUCUUGUUUCUUCCAUUACUUUCCUUAUUGUUUUUCGUGCGAGUCAGGGAUAUGCUCGAUACUGGGAAGGCGCAUCAUGCAUACACCAGAUGAUGGGCAAAUGGAUGGAUGCAACUAUUCACUCGUGUGUGUAUCAUUUACAAUGCGAUCAUUACAAGGAUAUUAAACCACCGAGCUAUUUUGAUUAUCCAGAAUUGAAUCACCUCUUUUUGACACGAGAUCGUGAACGGGGUGCAGACUACUACGACCAGGUAGAAGAAGAAACAGAGCAUCCUUUGGACGACGAUCUGCCUGGAAGUGCGAGAUCAAGGAGCUAUCCCCAAGAUUUCAGAGAUGGGCAAGGAAACGGAAGGAGAGAUCCGAGCCCGGGCAGACUACCAGAUGGAAGGCGCAUGGCUCGAAGGCUCUCGUCUCCCUUCUCGGCAAAUUUCGAAGCUAAGAAGAUAGAACGAAAAAUACAAAAAGACAAGCAAAGGGAACAGCUGGAAAGAGCAAAAGUGAAGAGCAUCAAUUCCCUCAGCGUACCGGCGGAUUCGCGAUCAUCUAUCCGGUCGCGAUCGCCACUUUUGGGAGACAUUGGUGAAGCAGCAGAACUGUUCAACGAAUCCAUGAGCAGCAAUACUGACGGCAAAUUUUUUGAAGAAUUCCUCGACGACUCCGAGCGAGAGUAUGGUGACAAACCGACUCCUCUAGUUGGCAGACCGCGGCUAGAUGGAAAUUGGUCCCAUUUGUACCGUGAGAAUCGACAAGUCUUUGUCGCAGAAGACAAUAAUCUUAAAGGCUUUGCCAGCAUUGACGGGGGCAGGACCCCGCCUCUUUUUCUUCAAGAGUUGGCGCAUUUAUCAAGCUUACUCGUCGCAGUCUCCCUUAGCACUCUCAGAAACGACAUGGAAGGCUUCGAAUCGCCUCUUUCAUACUUUCAGCCUGGACAACCAUGGCCAGAAGUUGACCCAGACCGUGAUGAAAUCUUGAAGCACCCUGGAAAGGGGCACAGACUAAAGGCUUUAUUUACCUUCCUUGGUAUGGGUCGUAGUCCAAAAGAGCAAACUCGGUAUAACGCUUCAAGGCCGCUUCCUGUCAUUGGCGGCGUGAGUGACGCUGAAAUACGAUUCUUGCAAAUGGCACGAGGCCCAUAUGCAAAGACGCAACUCUGCUGGAAUUGGUUGUCCGAGUUUAUGAUCCGAGAGCACCUGGCUGGGUCUAUGGGUGCUGUGGGACCGCCAAUCAUUUCUCGGUGCAUCCAAUUUCUUGGAGAUGGCAUGAUCUACUACAAUCAUGCACGCAAGAUCAUGUUUAUACCAUUUCCUUUUCCUCAUGCACAACUUAGUGUCAUGUUCAUACUGGUAUUGGUACCAUGUAUUCCCUUUUUGAUGGAACAAUAUGUGGAUGAAGUUUGGCUGGCAUCAACUUUAACCUUUCUGACCGUGAUGUGUUUGAGUGCGAUCCAUGAAGUAGCGCGAGAAUUGGAGAACCCCUUUCGAAAUGUACCGAAUGAGUUACCGCUUGUAACUCUGCAAGCCCACUACAACGAAACACUGAUAACCAUGUACUCAGGAUGGCAUCCAGAUCAAUUUUGGGAUGGAGAUAGAAUAUUGCGUCGACACAAACGACGGGCUGGGGGUGCCCAUGGUACAACCCAAAGUAGGGGUUCGAAGCACAAUGCUGAGAUUGCAGAUUUGAAAAGCCAACUAGCAGAGCAAGCCAAAUUGAUUCACAAAAUAUCGCAGAAUUUGGACCAACAACAAAAAGGAAGAAGCAGCAUGAUGCGUGAGAAUUCAUUCCAUCCACGCUAUUCAGAAUCUGGUGCACGAGUCUCGACCGAUCCUUUGGUUGUUCCAGAAAGCGCGAGAAAGAUUCGGAAUGGAGCGAAUGAAAGUGUCAGCAGCAGUAGUUUUAGUAUUGACGAAAGUGAAGAUGUCCCUCUUGCUGCAGAAGGACCUCUCAGCGUCGGCAUGUCGGGAGAUGGACCUCUCAGAGUUGACAUGUCGGGAGAUGUCCAUUCUCAGUCAAGUGAAGAGGAUAGUAAGGACUUGGCUGGAAACCCAAACCUCUUGGAAGAGAUUGCAAUGACAUGA